Molecule: messenger RNA, 2606 nt
Organism: Sarcophilus harrisii (Tasmanian devil)
Lineage: Eukaryota; Metazoa; Chordata; Mammalia; Dasyuromorphia; Dasyuridae
Gene: GCNT3
Product: glucosaminyl (N-acetyl) transferase 3, mucin type
Exons: 1
Coding region: 635-1951 (438 amino acids)
Cellular component (GO): membrane
Molecular function (GO): acetylglucosaminyltransferase activity
Source: RefSeq, a predicted model, not a curated record
ACUAUAUAUCAUAUUACCCAAGUGAUUGAAGAAAAAACUGGAGACAAUUGUGUUUGCCAGAAAAAAUAUUAUUUAUUCCAACUUUUAAAGGAUAUUUUAAAAUAUUUAAAUGAGCUUUUCCAUUUCUAAAACUGGACCUCCGAACAAAGAGAUAAAUUUUCCUGGACUUUGUCCACUGAUUUACCAGAAUUUCUAGAUUACAGAUAAGACAGAACUUUGCACUGUAAGAGGGAGGAGGGAGAGAAGAGUGAAGAAUGAGGGGUGGGGAUUUCCUCUUGCUAAUUACCUUUAUACUUUACUGAGGAUACACAAGUGUAGCAUUUAUUCACCUUCUGUCUCCUGUAGUAGUUCCAGGUAUGAUGCUAAGGCUCUUGCUCUAGCUAGCACAAAUGCUUAGUAACAGCUGGAGUGCCCAGCCUAUACUAAAUUUCCCUUAGAUCAACAACAUAAGGGAUGUUGGAGGCUGGCUAUGAGAGUAUCUGCCAAUAAGAAGAAACUAAAGAAGAAAAAUAUCUCUGCAGCUGGUUUGGAAUAAGAUUUGAUGUACUAAGAAUCUGAUCAUCAUUUGUGCUUUGAAAUAUAUUUCUGCCUUCUAAGAACUUAGUUUUCUGCCCAUGGACUUCAGUUUUCCAUAAUGAUUGUUAAAAAAUUAUUUUUCUGCCAAAAACAGUAUUUGUGGGCUUUUGGAUGUCUUAUGCUCUUGCUCACAGCUAUUUUGAAACUGUCUGACAACUGGGAAUGUGACUUCAGUGACUUGGGGAUGGAGUCUCUAGACUUCUGGAAGAAAACCUGCAAAGAUAAACUUUAUCAAUCCCUGAAAUUGCCACCCAAGAACUCCAUCAACUGCUCUCUGAUCACCAGAGGGAACCCUGAGGCUUUGGCGGAGGCAGCCUUGUCCAAGUUGGAGAUCAAGUUAAGAAGGCAGCCUCUGAAUGAAACUCAUUAUCUCAACUUGACUCGUGACUGUGCUCACUUCAGGACCAGUCAGAGGUUCAUUCAAACCCCCUUGAGCAAGGAGGAGGCCGACUUCCCCAUUGCAUAUUCCAUGGUGAUUCAUGAAAAGAUUGAAAACUUUGAGAGGCUCCUGAGAGCUGUGUAUGCCCCACAGAACAUCUACUGCAUCCACGUGGAUAAGAAGUCUCCAGAAGCCUUCCAGGAGGCAGUCAGAGCCAUUAGUUCAUGUUUCUCAAAUGUCUUUGUGGCCAAAAAUCUGGUCCAAGUGGUGUAUGCUUCCUGGUCCAGAGUACAAGCAGAUCUGAACUGCAUGGAGGAAUUGCUCCAGAGUUCUGUGCCCUGGAAAUACCUUUUGAAUACCUGUGGGACUGAUUUCCCCAUAAAGACCAAUGCUGAGAUGGUGAAGUCUCUCAAACUGUUGAACGGGAAGAAUAAUAUGGAAUCAGAAAUACCCUCUCCCUUCAAAAUAAGACGCUGGAAGUAUCACUAUGAGGUCAAGAAUAAGAUAUACAGGACUGAAACAGAAAAGAAGCCCCCGCCCCAUGGCUUGCCUAUGUUCACAGGGAAUGCCUAUAUUGUGGCUUCCCGAGACUUUGUUCAACACCUCUUUAAAAGCCCAGAUGCUCAAAAGUUCAUAGAAUGGGUGAAGGACACCUAUAGCCCUGAUGAACAUCUCUGGGCUACUCUGCAUAGGAUGCCCUGGAUGCCUGGCUCUGUUUCCUACCAUGAAAAGUACCAUAUCUCUGACCUGAAUGCCAUUGCCCGGUUUGUGAAGUGGCAAGGCAUCGAUGGUGAUAUCAGCCAGGGGCAUCCCUAUCCCCUCUGCACCGGAAUCUACCAGCGAGGUGUUUGUGUGUAUGGGGCUGGAGACUUGCAUUUUAUGCUCCAAAGUCACCAUCUGCUGGCCAACAAGUUUGACCCGAAGGUAGAUGACAAUGCACUCCAGUGCCUGGAAGAAUAUCUGCGGUACAAAGCCAUUUAUGGGAAGGACCUCUGAGGGAGAAAAUGUGGCCACCUAUUGGGCAGAGUCUAAGAAACUCAAGCAUGUAAGGAAUCCCUUAGCACAGUGUGACAUGGCUGUGGAGAAAUUUAAUCCUGAACUUUUGUGGCACCCCCAAAGAUGAGAGAUUUCUUCUUUCGGAUCAGCGUUUAGAAUCGGUGAUAAGCAGGACUGGAACUAAGAGGUGAUUUCUGCUCUCUAUGGUUGCUGCUUAUAUUAUGUCCUUCUUAUGAGAGUGGGUGAUAUAGUAAAGAAGGGGGGGGGGGGAGCCAAGGAGCAAAAAUGUAAGGGAGGGAGACAGGGAGACCUCCACUUAAGUUACUAUUCUCAUCCCACUUGUCUCCAGGACAUGAUAUUCUCAUGGAAAAGAUGUUUUUUGGGGUACCUGACUCACUAGUGGACAGGAACCAAGAAUUUGGAUAGCAGUCCAAGUGAGUUAUGGGUUUUGUCCAUUUGGUGUUGUGAAAAGAGCAUUAGAUUGUUGGAAUGCAACAGUCCAGAUUCGAGCCCUGGGUCUAAAAUGUAAUAGUUUUGUGUGCAUAAAUGACAUCUCUGAGCCCCACAUACUUGAGCUGUGAAAUGGGAAUAAUAAUCCUGUUAGCACUACCUACCUCAGAGAAGUGUUAUGAGCCUUUUUUUUUUUUUUUUUUUA